UCUGGCCCGCUCUGUCCUCCCGUAGGCUCCGCUGUAGCUCGCUAUGUGACACGCUCUCGCGCGCUCUCCCAGGCUCGCUCUCCCUCACCCUCUCUCAUACACGCACGCACACACCCACCUCUCCCAUAAACACACACACACACAUGCACACCCACAUCCACGCGCGCCCUCACCGCCCCACGCGCGUACACUCCCGCCCACGCCCACACCGCGCUCCGGGGAGUCCGGUCCCGGCUAGAGCGCGAAAGGACACGGAGAAGCCACCCGCCGGGAGCGCAGCGGCGCCCCGGGACGCGGCGCGUCUCGGCUGGGGCUCGGCCUGGGGGCCGCUGGCCGGCGAUGGCCCUGGAUUGCCUGCUGCUGCUCCUCCUGGCAUCCGCAGUGGCCGCGAUGGAAGAAACACUGAUGGACACAAGGACAGCCACUGCAGAGCUGGGAUGGACAGCCAAUCCUGCCUCUGGGUGGGAAGAGGUCAGUGGCUAUGAUGAAAACCUGAACACCAUCCGUACUUACCAAGUGUGCAACGUCUUCGAGCCCAACCAGAACAACUGGCUGCUCACCACCUUUAUCAACAGACGGGGUGCCCAUCGCAUCUAUACAGAGAUGCGCUUCACUGUGAGGGACUGCAGCAGCCUCCCAAAUGUUCCAGGCUCCUGUAAGGAGACCUUCAAUUUGUACUACUAUGAGACUGACUCUGUCAUUGCCACCAAGAAGUCAGCCUUCUGGUCUGAAGCCCCCUACCUCAAAGUCGACACCAUUGCUGCAGAUGAGAGCUUCUCCCAGGUGGAUUUUGGGGGAAGGUUGAUGAAGGUCAACACAGAAGUCAGGAGCUUUGGGCCUCUUACUAGGAAUGGCUUUUACCUCGCUUUCCAGGAUUAUGGAGCCUGUAUGUCUCUCCUUUCUGUCCGUGUCUUCUUCAAAAAGUGUCCCAGCAUUGUGCAAAAUUUUGCAGUGUUCCCAGAGACCAUGACAGGAGCAGAGAGCACAUCUCUGGUGAUUGCUCGGGGCAUAUGCAUCCCUAAUGCAGAAGAAGUGGAUGUGCCCAUAAAACUCUACUGCAACGGAGACGGAGAGUGGAUGGUGCCCAUUGGACGCUGCACCUGUAAGCCUGGCUAUGAGCCGGAGAACAGCGUGGCCUGCAAGGCCUGUCCUGCGGGGACCUUCAAGGCCAGCCAGGAAGCUGAAGGCUGCUCCCACUGCCCCUCCAACAGCCGCUCCCCUUCAGAGGCGUCUCCCAUCUGCACCUGCCGGACUGGCUAUUACCGAGCAGACUUUGAUCCCCCAGAAGUGGCGUGCACUAGUGUCCCAUCAGGUCCCCGAAAUGUCAUCUCCAUCGUCAAUGAGACGUCUAUCAUUCUGGAGUGGCACCCCCCAAGAGAGACUGGUGGUCGCGAUGACGUGACCUACAAUAUCAUCUGCAAGAAGUGCCGAGCAGACCGCCGGAGCUGUUCCCGCUGUGAUGACAAUGUGGAGUUUGUACCCAGGCAGCUGGGCCUGACUGAGUGUCGUGUCUCCAUCAGUAGCCUAUGGGCCCACACUCCCUAUACCUUUGAUAUCCAGGCCAUCAAUGGAGUCUCUAGCAAGAGUCCCUUUCCCCCACAGCAUGUCUCUGUCAACAUCACCACAAAUCAGGCUGCCCCCUCCACUGUUCCCAUCAUGCACCAGGUCAGUGCCACCAUGAGGAGCAUCACCUUGUCAUGGCCUCAACCAGAGCAGCCCAACGGCAUCAUCCUGGACUAUGAGAUCCGGUACUAUGAGAAGGAGCACAAUGAGUUCAACUCUUCCAUGGCCAGGAGCCAGACCAACACGGCCCGGAUUGAUGGGCUCCGGCCCGGCAUGGUGUAUGUGGUCCAGGUGCGCGCCCGAACUGUGGCUGGCUACGGCAAGUUCAGUGGCAAGAUGUGCUUCCAGACUCUGACAGAUGAUGAUUACAAGUCGGAGCUGAGAGAGCAGCUGCCCCUGAUUGCUGGCUCUGCAGCAGCUGGGGUCGUGUUUGUUGUGUCUCUGGUGGCCAUCUCCAUCGUCUGCAGCAGGAAACGGGCUUACAGCAAAGAGGCAGUGUACAGUGAUAAACUCCAGCAUUACAGCACAGGCCGAGGCUCCCCAGGGAUGAAGAUCUACAUUGACCCCUUCACUUAUGAGGACCCCAAUGAAGCUGUCCGGGAGUUUGCCAAGGAGAUUGAUGUGUCUUUUGUGAAAAUUGAAGAGGUCAUCGGAGCAGGGGAGUUUGGAGAGGUGUACAAGGGCCGUUUGAAGCUGCCGGGCAAGAGGGAAAUCUAUGUGGCCAUCAAGACCCUGAAGGCUGGGUACUCGGAGAAACAGCGUCGGGAUUUUCUGAGCGAGGCGAGCAUCAUGGGUCAGUUUGACCACCCGAACAUCAUUCGUCUGGAAGGUGUUGUCACCAAGAGUCGGCCUGUCAUGAUCAUCACGGAGUUCAUGGAGAAUGGCGCUUUGGAUUCUUUCCUCAGACAAAAUGACGGACAGUUCACCGUGAUCCAGCUUGUGGGGAUGCUAAGGGGCAUCGCUGCUGGCAUGAAGUACCUAUCUGAGAUGAAUUAUGUGCACCGGGACCUGGCUGCUAGGAACAUUCUGGUCAAUAGCAACCUGGUGUGCAAAGUGUCUGACUUUGGCCUCUCUCGCUACCUCCAGGAUGACACCUCAGACCCCACCUACACCAGCUCCUUGGGAGGGAAGAUCCCCGUGAGAUGGACAGCUCCAGAAGCCAUCGCCUACCGCAAGUUUACGUCAGCCAGCGAUGUCUGGAGCUACGGGAUUGUCAUGUGGGAAGUCAUGUCAUUCGGAGAGAGACCCUACUGGGAUAUGUCCAACCAAGAUGUCAUCAAUGCUAUUGAGCAGGACUACCGGCUGCCCCCUCCUAUGGACUGCCCAGCUGCCCUGCACCAGCUCAUGCUGGACUGUUGGCAGAAGGACCGCAAUAGCCGGCCCCGGUUUGCAGAGAUCGUCAACACACUGGACAAGAUGAUCCGGAACCCAGCUAGUCUCAAGACUGUGGCAACCAUCACCGCUGUGCCUUCCCAACCCCUGCUUGACCGCUCUAUCCCAGACUUCACGGCCUUUACCACCGUGGAUGACUGGCUGAGUGCCAUCAAAAUGGUCCAGUACAGGGACAGCUUCCUCACUGCUGGCUUCACCUCCCUCCAGCUGGUCACCCAGAUGACAUCAGAAGACCUCCUGAGAAUAGGGGUCACCUUGGCAGGCCACCAGAAGAAGAUUCUGAGCAGCAUCCAUUCAAUGAGGGCCCAAAUGAGUCAGUCACCAUCGGUAAUGGCAUGAGAGCUCUUGUGUUCAUAGGGGAGGAGAGGAAGGAAAAGGACCAGGGUCAAAGGGGAACCAGAGGUUAACCACUGUGGAAUGUGCCAGAAAGAUCAGCUUCUCGGCUGGGAAACAGCUUUCCAUCUGUGAAGAAUGAACUGGACCUGUUGCUCAUGGGCAACCGUCGUUUCUCGGCAACAGAAGCACGUAGAUGCCGUGGGAAACCAAACGCGUAAUAAUAAAGAUAGAGAGGUGAUGUUUAAUGGAAGCAAAGCCGGAACCAUAUGCAUUGGGAACCGAGGUGAACUCAGUUCCCAUCCAAGGGGGACUGGGAGUUACCUACCUGUCUGCAGGAAGAAGGGAAGGAGGUGGAGGGAAAAGUCAGAAGCCUCGGGCUGUUCCAUCUUCUCCCUCACCAAUGACAUUCUUUUCUUUUCUCCUUUCGUACUC
Messenger RNA from Acomys russatus (golden spiny mouse), 3723 nucleotides. It is a transcript of the gene Ephb1, whose product is annotated as EPH receptor B1. Bases 340 to 3294 code for a protein of 984 amino acids. The transcript is spliced from 16 exons. Gene Ontology annotation, biological process: cell surface receptor protein tyrosine kinase signaling pathway; axon guidance; protein phosphorylation. Gene Ontology annotation, molecular function: protein binding; ATP binding; transmembrane-ephrin receptor activity. Gene Ontology annotation, cellular component: neuron projection; plasma membrane. NCBI's taxonomy places the organism in Eukaryota, Metazoa, Chordata, Mammalia, Rodentia, Muridae. The record is from RefSeq and is a predicted model, not a curated record.